CAGUUCUCUGCCUGUGAGCGGCGACAGUCGUGGAGGGCGGUGCGUGUUGUUGAUGUUUGUUUCUGGAGCGUUUGCGGCAAGGUUGGCGUUCGGCCUAUGAUUACAUGUUUUGCGUGUGACAUUUACCGCAAAGAGUUGAGCGUUCGACGCGUCGUCGACAGCCAGCGUGCCAGAGUAGUCCGCAGGCAAGGAAAUCCCACCCGUCGUCAAGAUGAGCGCCGCGGCGGCCGGCCCCUCCAGCUCGCGACAGCAGACGGACCCCGACACCGAACAAAUGGAGGUGGAUGACACCGGGAAGAGCGUGAUGGCCUCGUCGGUGGCGGCGGGCAGCGUCUCCGCGCACCUGCACCCCCUCGUCAUCAUGAACAUCUCGGAGCACUGGACCCGCAUCAGGGCCCAGGAGGGCAAGGCCCAGCAAGUCAUUGGUGCCCUCAUCGGAAAGCAGAAAGGCCGCAACAUUGAGAUAAUGAAUUCUUUUGAAUUGAACUUCACCAUUGGUGGUAGCACAUUUGGUGAAGAGGAGACCAAAUGUACUGCUCCAGUUGGUGAUAUUGUUAUUGACAGAGAAUAUUACAAUACAAAGGAGGAGCAAUUUAAACAAGUAUUUAGUGAUCAUGACUUCUUGGGCUGGUAUACAACAGGAGAGGGUGCAGAUGAGAAUGACAUCAAGGUGCACAAACAAAUUUGUGAAAUAAAUGAGAGUCCGGUGUUUUUAAAGCUUAAUCCUAAUUCUAGACAGUCUGAUCUUCCAGUCACAUUGUACGAAUCUGUUAUUGAUCUGGUUGCUGGGGAAGCUACUAUGCUAUUUAUUCAAAUUCCAUACACAUUGGCUACAGAAGAAGCUGAGAGGAUUGGUGUAGAUCAUGUUGCCAGGAUGUCUAGCAAUGAUUCAGGAGAGAGCUCUCUGGUUGCAGAGCAUUUGUCAGCACAGCACAGUGCCAUCAAAAUGUUACACUCAAGAGUACGUUUGGUGCUGCAGUACGUGAAAGCUGUUGAAGCAGGCCAACUGCCUGUGAAUCGUGAAAUUCUUAGGGAAGCUUAUUCACUGAGCAAUCGUUUGCCGGUCUUGCAAAGUCCUAAGUUUAAGGGUGACUUUUACAAUCAAUGCAAUGAUGUCGCUCUCAUGACGUAUCUUGGAGCAUUAACCAAAUGCUGCAAUGAUAUCAACCAAUAUGUCAACAAAUUUAAUGUAAUGUAUGACCGAGCUGGACUUGGCCGACGCAUGCGUGGUUUGUUCUUCCCCUAAACGACUGAUCUUAGAUACUUUUGCAAGUUACUGCUACAUCAAUAAUUCAGUAGCAAACUUCUGCCCCCAGCAUUGUUAUUGUAACCUUGCAUAAUUUUUUUAAAAAUUGGAGAUGCUAUUGUACUGGAAAGAAUUAUCUAGUAUCACUUUUGUGUUUUCCCAGUGUUUUUCAGUUUCUGGAUCUGAUGAUUCUGUCUAACAAUAGAACUUGUCCACUAAAAUAUUUGAAAACUGUAAUAAUGAUGAAUAAAAUCUGUUUGAUAGUUGUGAUCAC
Molecule: messenger RNA, 1520 nt
Organism: Thrips palmi
Lineage: Eukaryota; Metazoa; Arthropoda; Insecta; Thysanoptera; Thripidae
Gene: CSN6
Product: COP9 signalosome complex subunit 6
Exons: 6
Coding region: 212-1246 (344 amino acids)
Biological process (GO): protein deneddylation
Cellular component (GO): COP9 signalosome
Molecular function (GO): protein binding; metallopeptidase activity
Source: RefSeq, a predicted model, not a curated record